AAUGAAAAAAGUUGAUGUUAAUACACCUUUUUCAAACUUUUUACAGAGGUAUUAAGAAGAAAUGAAAGGAAGAGAAUCAUAAAAAAAAUUCCUUAAUUAAUAAUAUGAAAGUGAUGAUGUUAAAAAAGAAAAGAAUACUUUACUUCUCCUGAUAAGGGGUAUUUGAUAAAUAUAAAUAUUUUUGGGUUAAAUGAAAAAUAUUUGAAAAUGGUUAGAGAUGGAAAAUUGAACCUAUUUUAGUUCAUGAUGCUUCUCUUUAUGAUUAUUAGGUGAAACUGGAAAAGUAAAUAGGUGAGAGAAUAGAACUGGAAGAUACUUAGUUUUGCUCAUGGUUUUCUUAGGCAAACAAUUAGUUAAUAAAAUUC
Molecule: messenger RNA, 365 nt
Organism: Paramecium primaurelia
Lineage: Eukaryota; Ciliophora; Oligohymenophorea; Peniculida; Parameciidae
Source: the annotation of a GenBank genome assembly